Beauveria bassiana ARSEF 2860 is the source of this 1881-nucleotide messenger RNA. RefSeq lists its product as uncharacterized. NCBI's taxonomy places the organism in Eukaryota, Fungi, Ascomycota, Sordariomycetes, Hypocreales, Cordycipitaceae. Bases 1 to 1881 code for a protein of 626 amino acids. The record is from RefSeq and is a predicted model, not a curated record. The transcript is spliced from 3 exons.
AUGACGACGACCUUUGCGCCGUCCUUUUCGCGCACCACCACGGCCGUCUCCUCUGUCUCUGUCGUCUCACCCACCCCGUCGCCGCUCACUGUUCUUGUGCGCCCGGGCUUUGACGGGACGUCCGAUUUUUUUCCCUUUCACGACCUCGCCAAGGUCGGCGGCUACACCAAGGACGACUUGACCUUUCGCGACCUCAUCCAGGAUGGCAUCGACGGCGGGCCGCAGGUCGACCUCUACCUCUCGGGAUGCCGCAUCGGCCGCGGCCGCGGCGCCCCGCUUGAUUGCCCGACGGCGUGCAACGACACAGCGCUCUUCUUUGGUUCAUUUGAGACGUUUUACAACUGCGCGGCCCUCGCAUCUAUUGCAUACUGGACACGCGAGGUUGGUACCUACUACGUCGACGCCGAAGCCGAGCGCAACGCCAGCGCUCUUAUGGGCAACGGCUCGCUGGCCUCGUUUCAGGGCCGGCCGGUGGUGGAAUCCUUUGCCGCGUGUGCCGUCGAGUCGUGCAUCGAGGAUCAGCUCUCCGAGCCGUGCGACGCCUCCAUUACGUACUUGUCGCGAAACUCGUCCACCGACGACAUCUUUGCGGCCAUGGACAUCUUUUGCCCCGAGCUGCGCGCCGAGAUCAAUCCCGACAUCUUUGGUCCUGGUGUCCUCAUAUCUUACGUUUUGCAAGUCGUCUUUGCCGGCUCCCUCUACAUCUUUCUCCGAAUCUUCACCUUUUGGGUCAGCUAUUCCCAGAAGCCCGCCAAGCGGCCAGCCUCGGAGCGCAUUGUCCGGCGACUCACGCGCAUCGAGUCGAUGUUGUGGAAGGACUCGUCGGCGCUGUCCCGGACCAGCAUCGCCAUCGCCACCACGCUCGUCGAGUUCCAAGAAGCCCAGUGCUGGUUCAUCUUUGCCGUGCAAAUCGCUUCGAUCCUCGCCAUUGUCGUCAACUCGCAAGAGGGCUCCUUUUGGGGCGAGAUCGUCGUCAACGGCGCCGUCGCCUUUCACGUCUCCCAAAACGGCAUCCUACCCAUGUUCCUCAUCCAGGUCUGCCUCCACAACGAGGGCAUCCGCAACUGGCACACCUUUCUCGGCUUCUGCACCGAGUACCUUCUCGCCGUCGUCGCCACCACCCAGAGCAUCUCCUUUGCCGGUGCCCUCGACCUCUUCCGCGGCCAGCGCGCCGUCGCCGCCUGCGGCGGCAACCCCAGCCCCCGCACCUACUGCGCCUCGAGCGCCGGCGUCGACGGCCUCACCCUCACCUUCUUCCCGCACCCGCUCGUCUACAAGCUUGUCUUCCUCGUGCUUGACACUGUCGCCAUUGUCGCCCUCGGCGUCGACCAGCUCGCGUGGACGCUGCGCACGCACCGCCGCACCCGUCACUGGUCCAUUGGGGCCCACGGGCUCGGCCGCUGGCCCGACGGGCCGCUCAAGCGCCACUGGCUGCGUUGGUCCGCUUGGUUCUGGCACGGUCUCGAAUUUGCCUACCUCGUCAUCAACGUCUUAUAUCUCAUCUCCCUCAGCAAGGUCAUCAGCGACGACAGCUUCCGCGCGAACCGCUGGUCCUACGGCCAAAUCAUUGCCAUGACGGUCUGGGGCCCCGUCAUUGUCAAGCUCUUUUCCCUGAUUCUAUCCGGACCUCCCAAAAACGGCGAGGGCCUCAAUUCCGGCCCGCCCCGGCUGCGCAUCGACAAUGUCCUCAACCAUCGGCAAGACAAUGCCGGCGAUGACGCCAUGAGCACAUGCUCGUCGGCGAGAUGGCAGCCUACGCCGGCGACACCGCGUAAGCUCGCCGUGCCGCAGAGUCCAGCAACGGAUGGCGGGCUGACCGAGCAAGUCAUUGUAGAGGCGCCGCGACCACGGCCUGCAAAACUGACGAUACGCCAUGAAUGA